This is a messenger RNA of Taeniopygia guttata (zebra finch), 1759 nucleotides long. It is a transcript of the gene IGFBP1, whose product is annotated as insulin like growth factor binding protein 1. Gene Ontology annotation, biological process: regulation of insulin-like growth factor receptor signaling pathway. The record is from RefSeq and is a predicted model, not a curated record. Gene Ontology annotation, cellular component: extracellular region. Gene Ontology annotation, molecular function: insulin-like growth factor I binding; insulin-like growth factor II binding. NCBI's taxonomy places the organism in Eukaryota, Metazoa, Chordata, Aves, Passeriformes, Estrildidae.
AAAGGGGGGGAACAGCGGCCAGGGACUUGAACUGCCAGUGAAACGACACUUCUCCUGCCCUCCUGUUCAUAUAAUAGUUAACUCGGGGUUAAAGAUUAAUACUCAGGCAAAGCACUGUAUAAAUGGCCCGGGCAAGCCGAAUGUGAGUGAGGUGCCUCCUGCUCCCUCUCCGGCCCCUGCUCAGCGGCAUGAGCGGCCCGCGGUGCGCGCUGUGCCGCGGCUGGCUCCCGGCGCUGCUGCUUCCGCCGCUGCUGCUGCAGCUGCCGGCCCUGCCGGCCGCCCGCAUCGCCCGCGCUGCGCAGCCGGUGCUCUGCGCCCCCUGCACGCCGGAGAGGCUCGCUCUGUGCCCGCCCGUCCCGCCUGACUGCCCGGAGGCUGCCCGGCAGCCCGGCUGCGGCUGCUGUCAGAUCUGCGCCCUCGGGCCGGGGCAGCCCUGUGGGGUCUACACCGCCCGCUGCCGCCUGGGGCUUCGCUGCCACAUCCCCACCGGUGAGUCCCGGCCCCUCUCCGCCCUCAUCCAGGGGCACGGGACGUGCUUGCCCGCCAGCGAGGUCGGAAGGAUGCGCACAGAAGAGCCGGCAGAUUCUAUAGAACCUGAUGAUAUGCCUCUGGAAAGCACUGAAAUAACACAGGAUCAGCUGCUGAACUAUCAGUUGAUGUUUCCCAUAGGCCAGGAUAAAUCCGUUCCCUGGAAUUCCAUCAGCACGUAUGAAUACAUGAAAGCGAAGAGAAUAUCUGAACUCGAUAAAUUGAAAGAGCAGGGUCCUUGUCAGAAGGAGCUCUACAGAUCCCUGUAUACAUUGGUGAAGGCUCAGCAGAGAAGCAGAGGGGAGAUUUACAAAUUUUACUUGCCCAACUGCAACAGGAAUGGAUUUUACCACAGCAAACAGUGUGAAACUUUGCUGGAUGGAGAAUCUGCUGAAUGCUGGUGUGUCUACCCAAAAAACGGCAGAAGAAUUCCUGGAUCUCCAAAAAUUAAAGGAGACCCAGAAUGCCAACAGUAUCUCAGCUCACAAGAAUAAAACUAAACCCCAAGGUUUUUCACACCAAGUUUUCUGUGGGGCCUGUUACAGUCAGGAACCAUUACAAUCAAGAGCUAUUUCAGCAGGGUAGUCUUGUGCAUCUGAUUUGAGUGUAUGAGUAACCCCACAAAGUAAAAUUUUUACUGCACUGAGAUUGCUACUAUAAGAUCAAAUCUUAUAAUCUUGUAUAUAUUGUUUGUAUAAUAUUAUACAUUUCCUUAUAUAUAAAGCUGAUUAAUUAUUUAUUUUGCACUGCAUGUAUUUUUAUCUCUAUAUUUAUAUUCUCAAACUUCAUAAUUUUAUAUUUAAAUACUUAAUAUUAUUCCACUUAAAUAUAUACAUCAUGUUGGAAGAAUGCUGCAACUUAAAUGGCAUAGCUAUUGGAAAAAAUGGCUUGUAAAAUUGCAUUUUUGUACUACGUCUUUAUAGAUGUAAAACUGAUUUUUUAAAAAUAGGUUUCAGUAGAAAGCAUGCUUAGAAACUUAUUUAAAACAUGUUUUGUGAAUGUAUUAUGUUACUUUUGCACCUCUGUUUCAAUGCCAGUCUGUUUCUUAAAAAAGAAAUACUAUAUACUGAAUCUCCUGAUGGGACAGUAUUUGUAUAUUUUUUAAACAUAUGCCCUGGAUAAAUGGCAAAACACAAUGAUAUUCUGCACCACCUUUGACAAGUGUAAGCCAUUCACAAUAUUGAUAAUUUUAUUUAAAAUCAUCUAUUAAAAGUCUUCUACUCUGCCCUUA